AGUUGAUGAGGCUUGAGAUAUCGUUGGCGUCCGGUAACGAGUGUCUUUUUCUUUGCGAAGCUCCAAGCCAUCUCCCCGCCUGUCCCUCGCCGAUGGCGCGGCGAUCGCAUCUGACGCACAGGUGGUGCAUCGCCUGCGACGAUCUGGAGGAGCUGGGCGCCGGCGAGCGGGAGGGGUGGCUCGAUGACCCCUCCCUCCUCGCCGCCCUCCACCCUGACGCCCUUGCCCUCGCCCACUCCGCCCGCUCCGUCGUCCUCGUCCUCGGCUGGGAUCGGGACCCCGAUCCCUCUUCCCCCCGCCAACCCCUCAAGAUCCGCCCAUCCCUCGCCGCCGACGACGGCCACAUCUCCGCCAUCGAGUGGCUCCCAUUUGGCGACCUCCUCGCCCUCGCCCUCGGCACCUCUGCCGGUCUCCUCUUCGUCUACUCCUUGACCGGCGAUCUCAUCCACAAGCAGAUUAUACACCCUGGACGUGUGCUGAGGCUGAGAUUUCGCGAAACUAAGGUCGAUUCCUCGCAAGAUUCGGUGUCUUCUAUGGAGCUUUGUGUAGUCUUUCCAGGUGUGAUUGCCCGAUUUGAUGGCUCAGACAUCCAGAGUUUGCUUCAAAGAUGGUUUCAAGAGGAAGGGUCGCGAAUCAUGGAGAAUAGGUUCCAGAAUAGGGAUAUAGAGGAUGAGAAUUCCUAUGCUAGGAUACGGUUUCAGUUAUGGAAUGUUAACAAGUUUGGGUCCUGUGCUGAUGCCGCCAUCACUGGGCUGAUGCCCCCUCCACUUUUGGAAGUCCAGUCAAGUCAGCGUUAUUACCGUGCAGUUACGAUUGGAGAGGAUGCGGUGAUAUCAGCAUAUAGGCUUUCAGAGGAUAGGAGCAGAUCCUUAGUUGGAGCUAUCCUGUCAAAGGUUGUGCCUGCAACAUUUUCGACCCUGGCAUCAUUUUCCAAAAUGAUAUGGCGGAGUGAGCAAACCUCACCAAAGAAGCCCAGCAUAAAACCCCAGCCAUUCGCUAAAGCAUCACCUUUAACAUGUUUGAAGGAUCCCCCGAGGAAGGGAGAGAAACUCACAUUGUCCCCUGGUGGUACAUUGGCUGCCAUAACAGAUUCUCUUGGUCGUAUCUUGCUACUUGACACCCAGGCACUUGUUGCUGUGCGGCUGUGGAAGGGGUAUCGUGACGCGUGCUGUCUGUUCAUUGAGAUACCGGUAAAUAGAGAUAAAGCAUCAAGUUCCGCUUUCUAUGGAUAUACAAAAAGUGACUAUUGCUUGUGUUUGGCAAUUCAUGCACCUCGCAAAGGAAUAAUUGAGAUCUGGAAGAUGCGAACUGGCCCACGUGUCCUUACGAUCCAGUGUCCUAAAGGAAGCAAAAUUUUGCAGCCAUCAACUAGGUUUGUAUCAUCAACCUCAUCGUACACCCCUCUGGAGGUUUUCCUAUUGAAUGGAGAUUCUGGACAAUUAUCUGUAUUGAAUGGAUCAUUUGGCUGAAAUUAAUUGUACACUUUCAUUUAACUAAGUUGGUUUUUCAGUUACAGUCAUCUGAUCUUAUUCAAAUUGUCAAUUAAAUGUUGUCACAUCAUCAAGUGUUGAAGUCUGAAAAGAAGGUUCAAUGUCAUUGCUGUGGUCAUCCAUCAUCUCAUCUGUGUAUGACUAUCAUCUUGAGUUGACUUCCUAGUAUGUAGAUUAAAGCCAUUGCUUUGCAAUCAAAAGAGAUGAUUUGGGGUCAGAACAGGAUUCAUGCUUGGUCAUCUCUGUCAUUCAAGCACAUCAAUUUUACCAAUAAAGUUCAUCCUGUGGUUCUCUGCAUGUCAUGUGGAGUAUUAACGGAGAUGUAUUAGGAUACGGGUUGUUUUCGUUUGAUAUUUUACACCUGAAUUUCCCAAAAAAGAUCACUGGUGGGAGAGGUCUGAAGCAUCAAACAUUUUCUGAAUUCAUAUGCAGUUCUAAAGUUUAGUUUCUGGAACAGACUGAAACACAAAAAAUUGUUGUUAGACAUGGCCUGAAAGCUAUAAUUCCCUUUUUUACAGAUGGGUAAGGUAACGUUGGUUUCAUUUGACAUCGCAUCAA
Elaeis guineensis (African oil palm) is the source of this 2048-nucleotide messenger RNA. RefSeq lists its product as uncharacterized. The record is from RefSeq and is a predicted model, not a curated record. Gene Ontology annotation, molecular function: protein binding. NCBI's taxonomy places the organism in Eukaryota, Viridiplantae, Streptophyta, Magnoliopsida, Arecales, Arecaceae. Gene Ontology annotation, biological process: regulation of GTPase activity.